AUGUCCAUCGACUUCCCCAAGGAGGAGCUGGCCGUCAUUGAAAAAUGGCGGGAGAUCAAGGCAUUUGAGCGCCAAGUUGAACUCUCCGAAGGCAAGCCGCAAUAUGUCUUCUUCGACGGCCCCCCCUUCGCGACCGGCUUGCCGCACUACGGUCACAUGCUGGCCUCGACCAUCAAGGACAUCAUCCCGAGAUACUGGUCCAUGAAGGGUUACCAUGUGCCGAGACGCUUCGGUUGGGACACCCACGGCCUUCCCAUUGAGCACGAGAUCGAUAAGAAGUUUGGCAUCACCGGCAAGGCCGCCGUCAUGGAGAUGGGUCUGGCCAAGUACAACGCAGAGUGCCGAGGCAUUGUCAUGAGAUAUCGCGAAGAAUGGGGCAAGACCAUUGAGCGACUUGGUCGCUGGAUCGACUUUGAGAAUGACUACAAGACUAUGGAUACCAACUUCAUGGAGUCGGAAUGGUGGAUCUUCAAGCAGCUGUGGGAGAAGAACUCCGUCUACCAGGGCCACAAGGUCAUGCCGUACUCGACUUCGCUCACGACCGCCCUUUCAAAUUUCGAGGCCAACCAAAAUUACCAGGACGUCAGCGACCCUGCUGUGGUAGUUUCGUUUCCCCUGAAGGACGACCCCAAGACCCAUCUGCUGGCAUGGACAACAACCCCCUGGACCUUGCCUUCGCAUCUGGGUCUGGCUGUCCACCCGGAUUUUGAGUACGUCAAGAUCCUCGACGACAAGUCCGGAAAUCAUUACAUCCUGCUCGAGAAGCUUCUCACCACCCUUUACAAGGACCCCAAGAAGGCCAAGUUCAAGAUCGUGGAGAAGAUCAAGGGCAAGGACAUGCUGGGCUGGAAAUAUGAGCCCUUGUUUGACUACCUCGUGGAAGAGUUUGGAGACGUCGCCUUCAAGGUCCUCAAUGCCACUUACGUCACUGACGAUAGUGGUACGGGUAUUGUCCACCAGGCCCCGGCGUUCGGUGAGGACGAUUACAAUGUUGCGCUCGCCGCUGGAAUCAUCAACGAAAAGAGGCCGCCUCCUGACCCCCUAGACGAUCGUGGUGUCUUCUUAGAAAAGGUUCGCGACUUUGCCGGCAUGCACGUCAAAGAGGCCGACAAGCACAUCAUCAAGCACCUCAAGGGCACCGGCAGACUCGUCGUCGACUCACAGCUGAAGCACUCGUACCCCAUGUGCUACCGCUCUGACACACCUCUCAUCUACCGUGCCGUGCCAUCGUGGUUUAUUCGCAUCCCGGAGAUUGUCCCGCAGAUGUUGAAGAACAUUGAGAAUACCCACUGGGUCCCAAGCCAUGUAAAGGAGAACCGGUUUGCCAACUGGAUCGCCGGUGCCCGUGACUGGAACGUGUCCCGAAAGCGGUACUGGGGUACCCCUCUUCCCAUCUGGGCCAGCGAUGACCUGGAGGAAAAGAUUUGCAUUGGAAGCAUUGCUGAGCUGAAGGAGCUGAGCGGCUAUGAAGGCGAGAUUACGGACCUUCACCGAGAUAAGAUUGAUCACAUCACUAUCCCCAGUAAGCAAGGAAAGGGUACCCUGAGGCGUGUUGAAGAUGUCUUCGACUGUUGGUUCGAGUCGGGAAGCAUGCCUUACGCUAGCCGGCAUUAUCCAUUCGAGAAUAAGGAGGCGUUUGCCCAAGGGUUCCCCGGUGAUUUCAUCGCAGAGGGCCUCGACCAAACCCGUGGUUGGUUCUAUACGUUGGUGGUUUUGGGAACGCAUCUCUUCGAUGUCUCGCCAUUCAAGAACUGCGUUGUCAACGGCAUGGUCCUGGCCGAGGACGGCAAGAAGAUGUCGAAGCGCUUGAAGAACUACCCCGACCCCAGCCUCAUUUUUGAGAAGUAUGGUUCAGAUGCCCUGCGUCUCUACAUGAUCACAGGUCCGGCAGUGAGAGCAGAGCCCCUUCGCUUCAAGGAGUCGGGUGUCAAGGAGAUCGUGCAAAAGGUCCUCCUUCCUCUUUGGAACAGCUACAAGUUCUUCGAGGGACAAGUCGCGCUUCUGAAGAAGGUUGAAAAUAUCGAUUACGUCUUCGACCCGAAGAUGGAGAGCACGAACGAGAACGUUAUGGAUCGCUGGAUCCUGGCCAGUUGUCAGAGCUUGAUCCAAUAUGUCAACCAGGAGAUGGCUGCUUAUCGUCUGUACACGGUGGUUCCUCGCCUGCUGGAGUUGAUUGACAACACCACAAACUGGUACAUUAGAUUCAACCGAAGACGUCUCAAGGGCGAAUACGGUGUCGAAGACACCAAGCAUGCCUUGAACAGUUUGUUUGAAGUUCUCUACACUCUGUGCAGAGGCCUUGCCCCGUUCACGCCCUUCAUCACCGACACCAUCUACUCCAAACUGUUGCCUCACAUUCCCAAGGAGUUGCAAGCCGAAGACCCCCGAAGUGUGCAUUUCCUUGCCUUCCCUGACGUGCGGCAAGAGCUGUUUGACCCUGUCAUCGAGAGGCGGGUUGGCCGCAUGCAAAAGGUCAUUGAACUGGUCAGAGUAUCCCGCGAACGCCGAACCAUCGCUGUCAAGACACCACUCAAGACCCUCAUUGUCCUUCACCGCGACCAACAGUUCCUCGACGACGUCAAGUCUUUGGAGACAUAUAUCACAGAAGAACUGAAUGUCCGGGAUCUCGUCCUAUCUUCUGAUGAAACCAAGUACAACGUUCAGUACAGUGUUACUGCUGACUGGCCGGUGCUUGGUAAGAAGCUCAAGAAAGACAUGGGCAAAGUCAAGAAGGCACUGCCCAGCGUGACCAGCGACCAGGUCCGCAAAUACACGGAAGACAAGUUCAUCGUGGUCGACGGAAUUCGUCUCGAGGAAGGAGACCUGGUGGUCCGGCGAGGAUUGAAGGAGGAUGCCACAUCCAAGAACCUGGAGACCAACACGGAUCAGGAUGUCUUGACCAUUCUCGACACCGAGCUGCACGCCGAGCUUGCACAGGAAGGCAUUGCACGUGAGAUCAUCACUCGCGUACAACGUCUGCGCAAGAAGGCCGGCCUGCAACAGACCGAUGAUGUCAAGAUGGAGUACAAGGUACUAUCGGAUCCCGAGAACAUUGGAAUCAGCGAGGUGUUCACCACCCAGACCAAGGCCAUUGAGAAGGCGUUGCGGCGCCCCAUUGACCACCACGAGGUUACCCACUUGGAGGGUGAGAUCCCCAAGGAGAAGGAAGAGGGCGUUAUCGUAGAGGAGGAGCAGGAAGUCCAGAAGGCAACGUUCCUCCUGAGAUUACUCAAGCUGUAG
Molecule: messenger RNA, 3240 nt
Organism: Neoarthrinium moseri
Lineage: Eukaryota; Fungi; Ascomycota; Sordariomycetes; Amphisphaeriales; Apiosporaceae
Exons: 4
Coding region: 1-3240 (1079 amino acids)
Biological process (GO): isoleucyl-tRNA aminoacylation
Molecular function (GO): aminoacyl-tRNA deacylase activity; ATP binding; isoleucine-tRNA ligase activity
Source: RefSeq, a predicted model, not a curated record